AUGUCUGACGAUGAAAUGAACAUUGAUGAAGUGGCUGCAGGAGGUGGACCUGUCAGGAAGAGAGGGCGCGGGUUUCAAAAUUCUACUGGCAACAACGGACAAGGUGCCACCUCAGAACAGACAUACGACCGUGUCGAGACCACUCAAGCGAGAGAUGCGGACACACGAGCAGCACGUUCUGUUGAGGGUUGGAUCGUGCUUGUAACAAAUGUCCAUGAGGAAGCUACCGAAGAUGAUGUGACGGAGAAGUUUGCUGAAUUCGGGGAGAUAAAAAACCUUCAUCUGAACUUGGAUCGGAGAACCGGUUACGUGAAGGGCUAUGCGUUGGUGGAGUACGAGACCAUGGCGGAAGCACAGGCCGCCAUUGAUGGCGCCUCUGGAACCACGCUGUUGGAACAAACCCUUCAAUGCGACUACGCCUUUGUUCGUCCUCCACCUUCUGGUCCCAAGAAGGGUAGAGGAGGCCGUGAAGGCCGGGGACGGAGUGCGAGCCCAUCUCGCCGACGGGAUUGA
Messenger RNA from Heterobasidion irregulare TC 32-1, 513 nucleotides. RefSeq lists its product as uncharacterized. Gene Ontology annotation, cellular component: exon-exon junction complex; nucleus; cytoplasm. Gene Ontology annotation, biological process: RNA splicing. NCBI's taxonomy places the organism in Eukaryota, Fungi, Basidiomycota, Agaricomycetes, Russulales, Bondarzewiaceae. The record is from RefSeq and is a predicted model, not a curated record. The transcript is spliced from 5 exons. Bases 1 to 513 code for a protein of 170 amino acids. Gene Ontology annotation, molecular function: mRNA binding.